This is a messenger RNA of Rodentolepis nana, 909 nucleotides long. NCBI's taxonomy places the organism in Eukaryota, Metazoa, Platyhelminthes, Cestoda, Cyclophyllidea, Hymenolepididae. The record is from the annotation of a GenBank genome assembly.
AUGGAACAAACAGUGUGUGUUAUUUGUCAGCAAAAUGUAACUCCCCCUGUUGGGCAACCAGAUUGUUGCAAGCAUAAAUACUGCUUUUCUUGUCUGGAGAAUUGGGUAGGUGUCAAUAGCUCCUGCCCACAAGAUCGAAAAUGGAUAAUGAAAAUUUUAAUUUCUUCUAGGAUUGGGGGUCCCAUCGUUGCGGAGAUGCCAAUUCGUCACAUUUCUCGAAGAUUUCGUGACUACAGAGGUUGGAGCGAAACCUUUGUUUAUGACCCGGAGAGCAUUUAUGGUUAUAUCGCACUCAAUACCCCCUAUUAUCCUUUUUCUUUUUCUUCUAUUUAUGUAUCGAUCUCCGCCUUUUACCCCUACCCAUCAUCAAGACGCCGUCUCCAUUCCACAUAUAUAUCCAGGCCCAUGUUGGAUGAUGAAGCAUGCGAAGGUGAAAUUCAUUUAAACAAUGGGUUUGGAAUGACGGAAUUGUUCUCUACCGAGUCUAUCGGCGGUCUUGAAGAAGUAGGUAUAGUUGACGCAAACAAUACUUUUUACCAUGAAUUAAGUUCCGCGGAUUGGUUUCAUCGUCUUGCAAAUCUUCUCGCUCAUAUUUGGGAAGAAUUGGACAGUAACGCUAGAGCAUAUGGUGAAAUAAUGCCCUGUGGAGCCCAAAACGGUGAAAUCAUUUCCAACUUUUUGUGGUUAUACAUCCGCGAUGUUCAAGUGCUCAAGAAUAUCACAGCUGAGGUGGCCAAAACGCGGGCAGUUUGGUCUCCUUUACAUGAAAAAAAUAUUGGAGGUGCCCUUGAACUAUCAAAGAAUGCCUCACCCCAUCUCCUGAAACGCGUUAAAAGGCAAGUCCAUCUACAAAUAUCUCCAUAUGCAUUCACAAUCAAACCUUCAAAGAUAAUCGGAUUCGAAACCUAA